GUUUGUUUAACGAUAUACAUCCCAAACAAGGCGAUAAAUAGUCUUUUUUGGUUGUUUGUAUAAUUAUGUACUACAACUAAAAAUGAACAAUGUACAUUGCAAAAGACAAAUCGACAGAGAGCGCUGUUUCCUUACUUUCACAUUUUCUUUCAUGCCGCUAUUUGCGGACCACUCUUGAUGACGUAAUGACGUAGGGCAUGUUACGCGGCGCGGCAAUGUUUUCAUGAGCACAAAAACAAUCAUGAUUAUUUGAAUAAGUAUGUUACAACUUGAUAGUGUAUUACUUACGUAAUAGUGUAUUAUGCUAUAAAAAGUACAUUUUACUAAAGUGUGAGAACAGCAUAUAAUUAUCAGCAUUUAUUUAUUCGAAUUAUUGCGGAUUUGUGUGUUCUAGUUUGCGUUUCUGUGAUUCAUCUCAUCGUGCCUUAACAAAAACUAGGACAAAACGUCUGCCGUUUAAAGAAAUCCGUGACACUGAAGUAAUAGAUUGUACUGUCACCUUAGGUUUGUUUCAAAGUUUCAAGGGCAAGUUCCUAAACCCAUGACUGUUUCAGUUGAGUGUGAAUGUUGAAACCUUCAUACACACAGGCAGUUUAUUGUGGGUAUUUUAGCCAUGCUGCAGUCCUUCAAGCUCUUCAACAACUGUAAUCUGGUGUUUUCUCGCUCCUGCUCCGGAUAUGUGUCUCGAACGAGGUAUCUUAUGAGAUUAAAGGAAGAUGAUGAGGCGUGCCGAGAGGCGCUGAAAUUUGCCAAUGUUUUACUGUAUCAUAAACUCGCUCCUCUGCUGCAGAAGACCAGAAGUGGGGUUUGCAAAGUGGCUUCUUUCAAAACCGCAGAUUUGGAACAAAUUCUUGAGAAGGUUGGAAAGGACAAACACUUUAUUAAUGAAUCACUUCUUCUGGGAUGCACCGACAAGAGUGAACCCCAGUUCUCUCUGGAAGUGGGUGAAGUAGAGCGCAGUGCAUUGGAACAGGAGUGCAGAGGUACAUUUGUGGACCUCCGGAAAGCUUUCUUCAUGAUAACUCCAUCAGAGUCUGCUCUUGCUGCAAAAGGCCAAGCUCUCCUCCGAUGGCACCAGACCAAUGGCUUCUGUAGUGCCACAGGGCAGCCCACCACCAGGAACCAAUCAGGAAGUUUUAGAGUUUGCCAAAGCAGUGGUAUCACCUACUACCCUAAAAUGUCUCCAGUGGUGAUUGUUCUGGUGUCUGAUGGGAGCAGGUGUCUGCUGGCGCGACAGGCCAUGUUUCCUCCAGGCAUGUACAGCGCACUCUCUGGCUUCUGUGACAUGGGAGAGUCAGUGGAGGAGGCGCUGCACAGAGAGGUGGCAGAAGAGGUGGGGUUAGAGGUGGAGAAUCUUCAGUACUCUGGAUCACAGCACUGGCCAUUCCCACAAAGCUCCUUUAUGUUAGCCUGUCACGCCACGGUAAACCCAAACAAAACACAGGUGAAUAUAGACAAGGCUGAACUUGAGGAUGCUCGCUGGUUCACUUUAGAAGAAAUAACAACAGCACUGCAGAAUCCUCCACGCAACCCAAGAGAACAGCCACCUGUGUUCUGGGUCCCACCUUCAUAUGCCAUUGCCAAUCAGCUCAUUCGGGAAUGGGCCAAUCAGCAGCAACUAUUAAGAAGCACACAUAGACUCAAGUUUAGGAUGGAUCAACAACAGAGGUUUUCACACUGCAUGACUUUACAAUAGGAAGAACCACAGACAACUUUGUCUUGGUCCACAAACUACGUCUAACAACUAAACACACGUAAGUGACAUGGAAACAAUUUGAGGUCACAUAGUAUAUGUUUUGUUAACUACAUAAUGAGAAAGAAGCCUUUAGUGGGGUAGAAAGGGAAAUAAGGGAAAUAAGGAUUUUUCACUUUUUUCUCUUUUGAUCUGGUUGUGGUAUUGCUCAGAUGACACGUCAAACAGAAACGGGUG
Messenger RNA from Danio rerio (zebrafish), 1930 nucleotides. The record is from RefSeq and is a predicted model, not a curated record. Lineage: Eukaryota; Metazoa; Chordata; Actinopteri; Cypriniformes; Danionidae.